CACCAAAACACAAAGCUCUCAUCUUCUUUAGUUUCCAAACUCACCCCACAAGUUUUUUUUCUACCAACCAAACCCAAAUGGGUCGAAGUUCGAGCCUCACCACCGUCGUGGCGGCUAUUCUUCUGGUGACAUUGGUCGGUUCGGCCUACGCAAGCAACUUCUUCGACGAGUUUGACCUCACUUGGGGUGACCACAGAGGCAAAAUCUUCAACGGAGGGACGAUGUUGUCUUUGUCAUUGGACCGAGUUUCCGGGUCGGGUUUCAAAUCCAAGAAAGAGUAUUUGUUUGGUCGGAUCGAUAUGCAGCUCAAACUCGUCGCCGGAAACUCCGCCGGCACUGUUACGGCUUACUACUUGUCAUCACAAGGAGCAACACAUGAUGAGAUAGACUUCGAGUUUCUAGGGAACGAAACAGGGAAGCCUUAUGUUCUUCACACCAAUGUCUUUGCUCAAGGGAAAGGAGACAGAGAGCAACAGUUUUAUCUCUGGUUCGAUCCCACCAAGAACUUCCACACUUACUCCAUUGUCUGGAGACCCCAACACAUCAUAUUCUUGGUGGACAAUUUACCCAUUAGAGUCUUCAACAAUGCAGAGCGGCUCGGUGUUCCUUUCCCAAAGAGCCAACCCAUGAGGAUCUACUCGAGCCUAUGGAAUGCAGACGAUUGGGCCACGAGAGGCGGUCUAGUCAAGACUGACUGGUCCAAGGCUCCUUUCACAGCUUACUACAGAGGAUUCAAUGCUGCGGCUUGCACCGUCUCUUCAGGAUGUGACCCUAAAUUCAAGAGUUCAUUCGGUGAUGGUAAAUUGCAAGUGGCAAACGAGCUCAAUGCCUAUGGCAGGAGGAGACUCAGAUGGGUUCAGAAAUAUUUCAUGAUCUAUAAUUAUUGCUCUGAUCUCAAAAGGUUCCCUCGUGGAUUCCCUCCAGAAUGCAAGAGGUCCAGAGUCUGAUGCAAACAUAUUAUCUCAUAUUUCUCUGCUUGUUUGAUGCAAUUCUUAAAUUCCUCUGUUAUUCCAUUGUACAUUGUCAAGGUCAAUAAAGCAUCCCUGCUUUA
Messenger RNA from Arabidopsis arenosa, 1051 nucleotides. The record is from the annotation of a GenBank genome assembly. Lineage: Eukaryota; Viridiplantae; Streptophyta; Magnoliopsida; Brassicales; Brassicaceae.